AUGAGAAAAACGCUUGUGCUUGAUUUGGACAAUACUUUAGUGGCUUCUUUUUCAACAUCCAAACAACAGCUUCUGGAAGUGUGUGAUUUAGUAGUAACUGUAGCAAGAGAGAAGUUCCAUGACACACUUAAAAUUGCUGUUUUCAAACGACCCUACCUUGACGAAUUUCUAGAGGUGGCAUGUAGUUUAUUUGAUGUAUGGAUCUUCACUGCCUCCGAUAAGUCCUAUGCUCAACCAGUUUGUGAACAACUUUUGAAUAGCAAAUCAAGAUUUAAAGGAUGCCUCUUCAGAGAAUCACUUUCGAAAGGCGUAAAAGAUCUGUCGAUAUUUAAUGUGAGCAUGGAUCAGAUUAUGAUUAUUGAUGACGAUGAAUAUAAUUAUCAAUUACAACCAACUAACGGUGUGGCUAUAAGCUCCUUUGGUUUCGAUACCAUGUCAAUUGCUAGAGAGCAAAAACUUGAUUGUGAAUUGAAAAAUUUGAUCGAUCUAUUGAAAGCUGUUGCUCAAUCAGAAACUGUAUAUGGACCUAUUAGCAGAUACAAGCAACUACACACAAGUAGUUAUUUGAAUUGUGAUCUUUCUCCAAUCACAACAGUGGGAACACCUGCAAUCAAAUCAUUCUCCCCCUUUGACGGAAUUGAUGAAAGUUCUCCUCCUUCGUCCUCAUCCUCUGCCUCAAGUGUUCUCAUAUAA
Naegleria lovaniensis is the source of this 693-nucleotide messenger RNA. RefSeq lists its product as uncharacterized. Gene Ontology annotation, molecular function: phosphoprotein phosphatase activity. The transcript is spliced from 2 exons. The coding region runs from base 1 to 693 and encodes 230 amino acids. The record is from RefSeq and is a predicted model, not a curated record. NCBI's taxonomy places the organism in Eukaryota, Heterolobosea, Eutetramitea, Acrasida, Naegleriidae.